Messenger RNA from Pyricularia pennisetigena, 402 nucleotides. RefSeq lists its product as uncharacterized. The coding region runs from base 1 to 402 and encodes 133 amino acids. Lineage: Eukaryota; Fungi; Ascomycota; Sordariomycetes; Magnaporthales; Pyriculariaceae. The transcript has 2 exons. The record is from RefSeq and is a predicted model, not a curated record.
AUGUCGCACCCCGGUUCGGGCCUGGAGAUGUACGAGAGGAAACUCUACAUGCACGAGGCGUGCUUCUCCAAGCUGAACGAAAAAGACAAGAAGAUGCUCACCACGUACGCUGUCGUGAACAACGAGGGGCUCCGAGAUGGACACGCACGCUAUGCGAGAACCGAAAGUUCCGUCGAACUCUACAUCAUGUGCAUCUUCCUGUUCCACUUUUGCGCAAUGUGCCACAAAUGUGGCGACAUCCAUACCACCGCCUGCCACAACGUCGAAAUCGAGUGCCUGGAAACCAUACUCAUCGGCCUAAAGCAUCCUCACCGGAAUUCUGAUAUGUACGCCAAGUGGACCGUUCUGUGCGACGAGGUUCGUGAGGAUAUCCUUUCCAGGGUGGAUCCCACAGUCACUUAA